Messenger RNA from Daucus carota subsp. sativus, 1898 nucleotides. RefSeq lists its product as uncharacterized. NCBI's taxonomy places the organism in Eukaryota, Viridiplantae, Streptophyta, Magnoliopsida, Apiales, Apiaceae. The record is from RefSeq and is a predicted model, not a curated record. The transcript is spliced from 10 exons. Gene Ontology annotation, cellular component: nucleus. Bases 196 to 1605 code for a protein of 469 amino acids.
AAAGCGAGUGGCAAAAACGUGAGAAAUAAAUAAAAGAAACUGAAAAAUGGGCAAGGCGAAUCUAUGGUGUUCUUGUUAACCCUAAAUACAAAACAUACCCUAAUUAAGGGAGGCAGGCGAAGCGAAUCGAAUUACAAUAAUAUCCUCCUAUUAUAAUUAGUUCUACAUUUUGUUUUAGGAAAGUGGGUGAAGAAAAUGGUAUCGAAUUCGGAGCUGGUGAAGCGGUUACACGAGAUACUAAGUACGUCGGACCUUAAUACCACUACCACCGGAAUUGUUCGCCGGAAACUUGAGGAAGAGUUGGGUGUCAGUUUGUCUGAUAAGAAAGCAUUUAUUCGGGAACAAGUUGAUCUUUAUCUCCAAUCCCAUUUUGAGCAACAGCAAGAAGAGGAGCCCAAUCAAGAACAGCAAGUUGAGCAAGAACAAGAAACAGAGGAGCAAGGAGAAGAAGAAGAAGAACAAGAACAAGUUGAGCAAGAAGAAGAAGAAACAGAGGAGCAAGAAGAAGAUGGGAGUGGUGAUGAAAAGGCUCCUCUUACCAGAACUAGACCUAAGAAGCAGAAAAAGAAAGUCAAAAGAAAAGGGGGUGGAGGGGGAUUCGCCAAAGUCUGUAGUCUCUCUCCAGAACUUCAAAAUUUCACCGGGGUUUCUAAAUUGCCGAGAACUGAGGUUGUAAAACAGAUGUGGAAUUAUAUUCGAGAAAAGGAGUUGCAAGAACCAUCCGACAGGAGAACUAUAAAUUGUGAUGAUGCAUUGCGUGCCCUUUUCAAUGUGGAUUCUAUAAAUAUGUUUCAAAUGAACAAGGCCCUAGCUAAGCAUAUCUGGCCAUUGGAAUCUAACGGAGAAGAGCAAGAAGAAGGAGAAGCGGAGGUGGCAGACGAAGAAGGCAGUGACGAUGAAAAAGCUACUAUAAAGUCUAAGAAGCAGAAUAAAAAUGUGAAAGGAAAAGGAAGUGGAGGCAGUGGCGGAGGCGGAUUUAAAAAAGUAUGUAGUCUCUCUCCAGAACUCCAAAAGUUCACUGGAGUUCCUGAAUUGCCAAGAACCGAGGUUGUAAAACAGCUAUGGAGCUAUAUUAAAGAAAAUAAUUUGCAGGACCCAUCAGACAGGAGAAAUAUAAUUUGUGAUGAUUCGUUACGUGUCCUUUUCAAUGUGGAUUCUAUAAAUAUGUUCCAAAUGAACAAGGCCCUAGCCAAGCAUAUUCGGCCGUUGGAUUCUGAUGCUUCAGUCAAUUCUACGCCAAAGGAGAAGCAGCUUAAGCAUGAGAGAGAAGAUUCUGACGUACCAAAGAGAAAGGAGAAGGUACCAAAGAGAAAGGAGAAGCGCCAGAAGAGUUGUGAUACAGAGGAGGUGGCCACUAUUCCACUUUCAGAUGCUCUGGUGAAGUUUUUGGGUACUGGUGAAACUUCAUUAUCACGAUCUGAUGUUAUAAAGAGGAUAUGGGAAUACAUUAAUCAAAACAAUCUCCAGGAUCCAUUUGAUACAGGAAGGAUAAUAUCUGAUGAGAAGCUGAAAGAACUUUUUGAAGUUGAUACUUUUAAUGGACUCGCUGUUACAAAAAUCCUAAAGAGUCAUUUUGUUAAGGCUGAAAAGGAAUCAGGAAGAUGAUGAUAAAAUAGGUGCCGGUAUUUUAAGGAGAUGUGCUAUCAAAAGACAUAUGUGGCUUGCUUUGCUAGUAAGAAAUCCUGAGGUAGGCUUGUUGUACUUGUGGACAUAUGACUCUGCUAUUUGCUGGAUUCUUAUUCCAAGUUUUGUACCCAUGAGAUCUUUGUAGUUGACAAGUCUGACCUAGGUUUUAAAUUUCAAGGACGAUUAAUUGACAUAAUAUAUUUUCUGGCUGCAAGAGCUUAAAUCAGUUGAGUUUAAAUUGUAAUCUAUUUUCUGUUUGUUUUGAAGAAUAU